AUGGUCAAGUGUACGCAUAAAGGUUGCAACCAAGACUUUUCCGAACAAGACAACAAGGAUAACGCUUGUCAAUUCCAUCCUGGUGCUCCCGUGUUCCACGAAGGUCUCAAGGGUUGGUCUUGUUGCGACAAGCGUGUCACGGACUUUGACGAGUUUCUCAAUAUCCCUGGAUGCACAUUUGGUCGUCAUUCCACUGAGAAGCCUGUAGAGGAAAAGAAGCCUGAAGCUGACACCACCAAGACCACCACCACGCCUACUGCUACUUCGGUGACCAAGGAUGGUGUAGAAGUGUAUGGCAACCAACCCUCCAAUCCCCCUCCAGCAUCAAUGUCGCCUGCUGUCCCCAAGGAAGAACCCAAGAAGGAGGUUGUGGAAGAGGUUGUGGAAGAAGAGGAUGAUGAAAGUAUUCCUGUACCAGCCAAUGCUACUUGUAAACGCAAGGGAUGUGGUGUUCAAUACAAGGAUGAUGCUACGUCACGUGGUCAAGGUCCCGAAGCUACAUGCGUCUAUCAUCCAGGUGCUCCCGUGUUCCAUGAAGGCUCAAAGGGCUGGAGUUGUUGCCGUCGUCGUGUACUCGAAUUUGAUGAAUUCUUAAAGAUCCCAGGUUGUAAGGAAGGCAAGCAUCUUUUUGUGGGUCGUCAAAACCAGAAGGAACAACUUGUGGAUUGCCGGACAGAUUGGUACCAAACCCAAACCCAUAUCAUCUUGAGCGUUUUUGCAAAGAACAAGCUUGAUACCAAGGUCACCUUUGAAAAGCAAUCCUUGUCCAUUGAUAUCAAGAUGAAGAACAAUGAGCGCUAUCAGAAGACUAUCCCCUUGUUCCACACAAUCGAUCCUGAGCAAUCAAAAUACAAUGCUCUUACCACAAAGGUCGAGAUCAGCUUGAAGAAGACCAGCGGUGUUUCAUGGGCUACUUUGGAACCUUCAGAUGCCAAGUCGUGGACCACUUUUGGUGUCACUGGUGGUGGUGGCAGUGUCGGUGCAAAGGAGAUGAUGUACACCAGUGAUUCCCCAUUACACUUGAAGCAAUAG
Messenger RNA from Lichtheimia ornata, 1032 nucleotides. RefSeq lists its product as uncharacterized. The record is from RefSeq and is a predicted model, not a curated record. Lineage: Eukaryota; Fungi; Mucoromycota; Mucoromycetes; Mucorales; Lichtheimiaceae. Bases 1 to 1032 code for a protein of 343 amino acids. The transcript is spliced from 6 exons.